Empidonax traillii (willow flycatcher) is the source of this 946-nucleotide messenger RNA. It is a transcript of the gene MED9, whose product is annotated as mediator complex subunit 9. Gene Ontology annotation, cellular component: mediator complex. Gene Ontology annotation, molecular function: transcription coregulator activity. The coding region runs from base 7 to 360 and encodes 117 amino acids. Lineage: Eukaryota; Metazoa; Chordata; Aves; Passeriformes; Tyrannidae. The record is from RefSeq and is a predicted model, not a curated record. Gene Ontology annotation, biological process: regulation of transcription by RNA polymerase II. The transcript is spliced from 2 exons.
CCCGCCAUGGCGUCGGGGGGUCCCGCCCGCGCCGCGGAGGAGCCGCCGCCGCCAGAGCCCCCCGCCGAGCAGAAGCCGCCGCCGCUGCCCCCCGCGCAGGAGGAGUUCUCCUUCCUGCCCCUCGUCCACGACAUCAUCAAAUGCAUGGACAAGGACAGCCAGGAUGUUCACCAGGUACUGAAUGAGCUCAAGAACAAGUUCCAGGAGAUGAGGAAGCUGAUCAGCUCCAUGCCUGGCAUUGGUGUGAGCCCAGAGCAGCAGCAGCAGCAGCUGCAGAACCUGCGGGAGCAGGUCCGGACCAAAAACGAGCUGCUGCAGAAGUACAAGAGCCUGUGCAUGUUCGAAAUCCCCAAGGAGUAGGACGGGCACAGCUCCAGUCCUCGAGUCUGAGAUGUACCUCCUUUCCAGGCUGAACAGGGUGGCAGGAGUUUGCUUUUCUUUCCUUGUGGUUUUUUGGUUACAUUGCUGCGGAACUGUGCCUGUGUGGACCAUUGAACCACAGGUGAGUGACAGUGAACCAGAACACCGAGUGCCUCACCUGGGGUGAUUGCAGCGGCACCUUCCCUUUGAUCUGCUGCAGGACUGUGCAUUUGUGUAUCCAUCUCCUGUUUUCUCUCGGGGUGGGGUUCUUUUUUUUAUGUUCAAACCAGAAGGAGACAUUAUGUUUUCUCCUCGCUAGGGGUCAAAGUGCCUGCUGGUUAAUUUCAACGAGAGUGGAGGCAUUUUCUGCACUGUUUUUUACUUAAAAAUGGCCAAACAUCAAAAGGGAACAUAAGAGGGAAGCGUGAGCUGCUUGGCCCUGCUCCUGGAAAGUGACUCUGGAACACUUUCCAUUUUCUGUGUGUUGAAAGAGGAGUGAUUACUUUCAAUUGCUUCUGUAUUUCUCUUUCUGAACAGUUGAUGGUUGUGUUUGAGAUGAGUCAAGUAAAGAUUUAUGAGUUCCAAA